Cylicocyclus nassatus is the source of this 225-nucleotide messenger RNA. The record is from the annotation of a GenBank genome assembly. NCBI's taxonomy places the organism in Eukaryota, Metazoa, Nematoda, Chromadorea, Rhabditida, Strongylidae.
AUGAAGAGCGUGUUCGACGAAGUGACCGGCACCCCCGAUCGUGAGUUCGAGCUGUCCUCGGGCGAGUUCAACACCACCGAGGGCAGCGUGGAGUGCGUGCUGCACGGCGCGCGCUUCGACGUGCGUGAUGGCCGCGCCCUGUGCGCCCCGGCCUACACCCCGGUGCCCAAGUUCCCGGUGAAGCGCGAACACGACGCCAUCUGGACCCGCGACGACCGCGACUGA